Molecule: messenger RNA, 1647 nt
Organism: Alternaria infectoria
Lineage: Eukaryota; Fungi; Ascomycota; Dothideomycetes; Pleosporales; Pleosporaceae
Exons: 3
Coding region: 1-1647 (548 amino acids)
Source: RefSeq, a predicted model, not a curated record
AUGGGUAUAAUUAUCGGACUACUCUACUAUCUCCACGAUCAAUCUCACAACAAAUGGCCGUCAGGCCUGACGAUAAUCACGGUUCUUUCGAAAAUCGCUUCCGCAGCGCUCAUUCUACCUAUAUCGGAGGCUAUCGGGCAGCUGAAAUGGACAUGGUUUCAUGGGAAGAAGUCUAGAGACGCAUUCGACUUCGAGAUAUUUGACAAAGCAUCGCGCGGUGCAUGGGGAUCGUUCAUGCUCCUGUGCCGAACGAAGGGCAAAUCACUUGCCGCACUAGGUGCACUGUUGACAGUCCUGCUGCUUGCGAUUGAUACUUUCUUCCAGCAGGUUACCGACCUCAAUGAGCGUUGGAAGCUACAGGGCAACAGCUCGAUUCCACGAACCGUACGAUAUACCCCUUCCCUCGCCCUUACAUACGACAGCACCUGGGACAACGAACCCGUGGCCACGAUGAACCAAGACCUCAAGAGGACCCUGGAUCCAUUUUUCUUCGACCAAAAUGGCACACGUCCUUUUCUCACCGAGGGUGGUCCUCAGGCUGAGAUACCACUAGUAUGUCCAACUAGUAGAUGUACUGCUUGUGGCUAUUUCCUGAAUGCGACGAGUUCACUGCCUGUUCUGAUGUCCGGGUACAGAGUCGAAAACAGCACGGAUUCCCCUUAUGGAGAGACCCUUCUCAUGCGCACGCUACCGCUCGUCACAAACCCUUUGAGGUCACCGCUGUACGGGGGUUCUAUCAACUUCAAGCACAUCAACUAUCCUAUCAUCGAUGCGAUAAUCGUAAGCGCAGCGGAUGGCUCCUCCGAGAGCGUCUAUCGCAAAGCCCUCCCAGUGGCUCACGAAUGUGUCUUAUCCUGGUGUGUAAAGACACUUCGCUCCUCAUACGCACGAGGAGGUUACAAAGAGGAGGUCAUCGAGACCUUUACCAACACGACACAGAUCGAGUACCCAUGGUGGGGCGAGAGUGUGGGGCUUGGCAUGACGCUGACUGAGUUUGAUGCAAAUAUCACGAUAACUCCACCUACCAACGACAACUAUACGACCACUUAUGGCGUCUCAAACGAGACGUUCAUGAACACAAUCUUUGUUCUGGACGAAGUGUUCCCCUCCCUGAUUACUGUCACCGAGCCAUCGGCCAAGCCAUAUCUGAAGAUCAGAACUAGCUUCAUCGAUCAGGUCAUGUUUCGAGAAGUUCGGUUCAACCCAUGGCUUGCUCCCAAUAACGUCACCUACCACAUGGAAAGGAUAGCACAUGCUCUAACGAACGCAGUUAGGUCUGAUGCUAACAGCAAUGAGCUCAUCGUUGGAAGCGCCUCAUCCCCAGAGACUUAUGUGGUGGUUCAUUGGGGUUGGCUUACAUUCCCUCUGCUUCUCCUUUUCCUAAGCAUCGCAUUCUUGGUGGCUACAAUGAUCAAGACUUCACAACACGCAUACGAUGAUAUCGGCAACUGGAAGACUUCCGCCAUGCCGACGCUGAUAUACAGCCUGCCAAAAGACCUUCAACAGGACUUCAAGACACCGGCAGCAUCAACGCGCACCUUGCAUAGAAGGUCGAAGAAGGUUAGGAUCAGGCUCAUGCCAAAACAAGGCUGGAGAGUCUCUGGUAUAGUUCAGCCCGCGCCGGUAGCUCCACCUGGUUUUAUAUAG